This is a messenger RNA of Kwoniella botswanensis, 909 nucleotides long. RefSeq lists its product as uncharacterized. The transcript is spliced from 5 exons. NCBI's taxonomy places the organism in Eukaryota, Fungi, Basidiomycota, Tremellomycetes, Tremellales, Cryptococcaceae. The coding region runs from base 1 to 909 and encodes 302 amino acids. The record is from RefSeq and is a predicted model, not a curated record.
AUGAGGUCGACAUUCACAGAUAGGAUGGUUCAAAGACCAUUGACCAAGAAUGAGCUUUGGAGUUCAUGGCCUAUAAGCAAGAUUGAUGGAAUUCAUAGGGUGAUCGAUAAGACUCUUGACCGUACUCUCAGUACCACCAUACCCCGUAUCUACCCCCCUAUCAGAAUUGACCACUCGCUCUCGUCAAACUGCCAACUAAAAUCCCGAAUGGACGUCCGUCGACUCAAACUUCAGAUCAUUCGAGAUGCCCUGAAUGGAUGCAAUGACAUAUCAUCUGAUGACACAUCGAUGGACUUUGAAGAGGCGUGGGACCUCAUGAGAUCCCUACCUUGGUCGGCUAGUUUGUCAAGUCUCGAUAAUCGACUUGAAGAAGCGAUGGGGAAAAACGCCACUGGUAUCAAAGCCGAACGUUCGAUGGAUCUCUCCAAGGCGUUAUAUCAUUUCGCUUUAGGUUGGGUAUACCUGAUUCCCUAUCAUGUGGACGCUCUUGAAGCUUCAUCGAAAGAGAGAAGGGAAUUGGCCAAAGUUGAGAAGCUCUUAUUCACGAAUAUCGCAAUAUGUGCCAAGAGACUAGCCGCUGAACCAGCCCUCGAUACAUCCUCGAAAUAUAAUUUGUGGCGAUUAAGUUAUUGUUCAACCUUGAUCAGUUUGACUUUAUAUUUCGCCAUGACGGCUCAAGAGGUGUAUGACAAUCUUCAAAGUAUUUAUGAGGUAUCUCGAGACUUCAAAGAGAUACCAAAUACACCAUAUGAUUAUGUCACCGGUCGAACGGAAUUCCUCAUUAGGACAAUGGAAGAUUAUCUCCUGGGAAAGCCAAAAGAUCUCCAACUGCGGUAUAUGGAUCACAAGAUACCCUUGAACGAUCGAAGGUUGAUGGAAACCCUGGAAUGGCACAGACUUGAGGGAUGA